Molecule: messenger RNA, 4528 nt
Organism: Biomphalaria glabrata
Lineage: Eukaryota; Metazoa; Mollusca; Gastropoda; Planorbidae
Product: 60S ribosomal export protein NMD3-like
Exons: 15
Coding region: 144-1664 (506 amino acids)
Biological process (GO): ribosomal large subunit export from nucleus
Cellular component (GO): cytoplasm; nucleus
Molecular function (GO): ribosomal large subunit binding
Source: RefSeq, a predicted model, not a curated record
UAUUUCAACGAAAAUAUUCUUUUAACCACGUUCCUAUCAACUUUUAGAAUCUAUUCUAUUUUCUAGAUGGUCUAGAUUUAGAUCUUAUCAUAAAUUGAACUCAGUUUAGUUACAAUUUUUAUGAUAAACUUAUAAUUUUUGUAAUGGAGUACUUAAAUGAUGGAGGAUUUCGUGAAACUCAUUAUUCACUUAUAGCAUGUUGCCGAUGUGGUCUUCAAAUAGAACCAAAUCCUACAAAUAUGUGCGUGGAUUGCCUUCGUUCAGAUGUAGACAUCACAGAAGACAUUCCCAAGACAUCAGCCUUGUCUUUUUGUCGUAGUUGUGAAAGAUAUCUUCAGCCACCAAACCAGUGGAUCAAAGCUGAGCUUGAGUCAAGGGAGCUUCUGGCUGUUUGUUUAAAAAAACUUAAAGGUCUCUCAAAGGUAAAACUUGUGGAUGCAGGAUUUGUUUGGACAGAGCCCCAUUCAAUGAGAGUCAAAGUGAAGCUGACUGUACAGAAAGAGGUCAUGAACGGUGCGUUGCUUCAACAAGUAUUCAUUGUGGAGUAUGUGGUUCAAUCUCACAUGUGUGAUGACUGCCACAGAGUUGAGGCCAAAGAUUUUUGGAGAGCAGUAGUUCAAGUCAGACAGAAGAUUGAUCACAAGAAGACAUUUUUCUACUUGGAGCAAUUGAUUUUAAAGCAUAAGGCUCACAGAAAUACAGUGAACAUCAAGCCAAUGGCUGAUGGAUUGGAUUUUUUCUUCACAAAGCAAGAUGAUGCUAAGAAACUAGUCGACUUUUUGUCAGCAUUUGUGCCCAGCAGGCACAUCACUGGCAAAGAGUUGGUAUCUCAUGACAUCAGGAACAACAAGUUCACUUAUAAGUAUACAUUCUCCGUGGAGAUUGUUCCCAUCUGUAAGGACAACAUCAUUUGCCUGCCUCAGAAGACUGCACAGCAGAUGGGCAGCAUUAAUCCUUUGUGUAUUGUCCUUAGAGUGACUCAGAACAUCCAUGUGAUAGACCCCAAUACAUUGCAAGUGGCAGAGCUGAGCUCGGCUAAUUACUGGAGAGAUCCGUUCACAGCUUUGGUGUCCGUCAAACAGCUGACAGAAUUUAUGGUGAUGGAAAUAGAUUUAGUGCCAGAUAAGGAAAGACCUUUUAGGCCCAGGGUGUCCAAUAAGCAUGCUUUAGCUGAUGUGUAUGUGGCUAGAACGAGUGACCUUGGUGUCAAUGAGAUACAGUUUCACUGUCGUACUCACUUGGGGCACAUUCUCAAAGUGGGCGACACAGUGCUGGGAUUUGAUUUCACGAAUGCCAAUUUGAACCAUCAACACUUCGAAAAGAUGAAAAGUGACAAAGUGCCUGAUGUGAUGUUGAUCAAGAAAGUCUUUGACAAUGCCAGGAGAAUGCGUCGCAGAAAAUGGAAGCUGCACAGGUUUGAGGGAGCCGACGAGCUGGAUACUGAGAGCGUGACCAGAGACUACAAUGAUUUCUUGAAUGACUUGGAGGAAGACCAGGGACUCAGAGAGAACAUCAAUAUCUAUAAAGAUGCUUCCAAGAUAACAGUGGAGUUAGAAGACACAGAUGAUGAAGGGAUACCACAAAUAAGCCUGCAGGAAAUGCUAGAAGACUUACAUAUUACAGAGGAUGCUACUGGUGGUGAGGGUGCAGCAAUGAUGGAGUAGAUGUGUUCUUAGGAGAAAAAAAUUAUUACACUGAAUCUAUAAAUGACUGUUAAAGUUGUGUUUUUUUUUUGUUAUGACAAUGUCAGAGUGUUUGUAUCACUUGUUGCUCAUGUGUGAGAUCAAUAAGAACACACUUCUAUAUUCUUUUGAGAUGUUUUGCAAAAAAAUUUUCAACUUCCUAUUCGUAAAGCUGGGGCUGGCAUAGUCCACACAAUACUGAAAAAAAUUGGUCUAAAAUUUGAUAUCAAUAUGAUGAAGACUACAGUUGGGUCUGCAUAACAAUGUUAAUUAUAUUGCAUUCUUCUUUGAUCUUUAGACUCAAAAGACAACAUAUUAUUAUUUAUGAUGAUAAACUUUAUUGAUUAGGGUUGAAUGUUAUAACUUUGUUGCAGACGAAAAAUAAAAUAUUUCUUUUGGAAUCAUCAUCAUGUCUUUUUUUGUUUUUGUCUAAUAGAAAAAAAUUGAAUAAAGCUGAAAUAUUUCCAUGAAAAACUUCAGAUACUAGAUCAACAUUUUUAAAUUUGUAUAUGUUUUCCUUUGCUAUGCAUGAUAUCAAUUAAGCUAGUAAGCCAAUGGGUGUCGAGAAUGACACACUACUUUUGAAAAAAUUGGUUUGAAUUGCAUCCUAGAGCCUUGCUUGUCAUCGUCUUUGAGUUUGCAAUCAGAAAUUAUUUGUAAAUCAAAUAUAUUGACUAUUUGAAUAGCAGACUCCUGCAUCUUUAUUGGAUUGAAGGCGCCCUUUUGUUACACCUGUUGUCCUCAACUGUUUGUCAAGGAUUGGUUGGUCCAUUACUUGAUUUUAUCACCUCACCUUUUAGUUCAGUCAAGGCAGUAGUUGUCAUACAAAGUCUUACUAGUUGUUCUUGUCUGCUCCAAGCCAGGGAAGACUUCAUACAGUUUGUAUCAUGUUUACGAAAGGUUUGCCAUUUAUAAUUUUUUGAACAAGAAAUUAAGACAUUGAAAGUAUUCAUUAUAAGGCUUUAGAGUAGAGACAAUCAAAUUGGCUGAGUUUCAACUAGCCUAGAUGAUCUAAGCAGUAGAGUAUCAAAACUUUCACUUCAUUAUCCUUGCUUGUGAAUGUUAGUUUUUAAAACCCUGACCAUUUACACUCACUGUAAAAGAAAAAUUAAUUUCACUUAGACUGAGCUUGUCAGCUGAGAGCUUUGCUAUCUCCAGUUCUAGAGAUGAACACUGUCCCUUAAGCAAAAAAGAUUUUGAGAUAUUUGUAUCAUUUUCUACAACAAAGUGUCUAGACAAAUAAAGACUAGAUCUAGUAAUAAUAUGCAAAUGUUUAUUAAGUUUUUUUGCAACAAAAUUAUAACUAACAAAAGUAGAAACCACAUCAUUAUUAUUAUGACAUCAAACACAUUUGUCUGAGCUUUGAAAUAAAGCUGAAUAAAUGAAAGAGUGUUCGUAUGGAUAGCAAUAAGUUAUUACAAAUUUGAAAAAUGAAAUCUGGAAAAAAAUACUUGGAACAAGAAAAGUAUAUUUCUGCAAGUCAUGUGCUUCAGAUGAUAAUAAAUGAUGUCUAUGAUCAAAUCUAUGCCAAGAACUUUCUGGCUAGAGUUAUUAUUAGGACUUCCUAAAAAUUAUCCUUGAUGUUUUGGGAUGCUCCUUUAGCUUUGAAAGAUAAUUACAUUCUAGACCAAACCUCCCAAAUGAGACAAUCUAUCAACAGUCCAGAGUGCAUACAACACCAGGCUUUCGAAGGUGGUCCAUUGAUUUAUAUUAAAUUUAGUAUGAAGAUUAAAAAAAUGGUGGACAAGAUGGACAAAGAUUGUCAGUUUUCUAAUUAACAUCAAAUGCUUCCUAAGGAUGCCUAAUGACUUAAAUUCACAUGUGGCCUUCUGGAGUGGUGACAUCACUAACUGAAAUCCACAUGUGGCCUACUUGAUUGGUGAUAUCCCUAACUAACUCCACAUGUGGCCUAAUUGAGUGGUGAUCCAUCUGCCUUCAUUAAGAAACAAAGGUAAAAAUGUUUAGGCAGUGAAUCCAGCUCAAAUGAAUCACAAACGAGCAGGUCAAUAAACAAAUCUAGUUGGUUUCAGACCUGACUUACCCUUGGCCCUGAUUUGACCAACCCAUUGACCUAAAAUGAAAUCAAAUUUUGGCUCAGUCACAUUCAUUUUUAGUUCACCUUAGAAUACAGGAUGAGUGCAGUAUUUCAUGAGACAAUGCAAACCCAGUUGUGACCUGCAUAUUUUUAAAAUUUGCCACACCUGAUGCAGACAAAGUCUGGUGCCCACACUAACCCUUAAUCUUCAGAAUUGAAAAUGCCUUAGAUAAUAUAGAUAUUGUAGUUAUAUUUAGUCAAAAAUCUUUGAAAAAAAAAUCAUAUAUUGGUGCUGCAAGUCGCAGGUCACUAGUCAUCUUAAUAAUGAUUUAAACGUGGUGUUAUAAAUUUAGAAGAGCCACAAGAUCUCAUCCUCUAGAUGUAUUAUGUAUACAUUUGUGCAUCAAGCAUGUUUCUAUGGCAAGAAAAGUAAACACUAAAAUCAACCGAGCUGAUAGUGCUCAACGGGAAAAAAAUCACAAUAAAUGGUCGAACCUAUGGAACAUACAUCUCAAAAUAAAAAUACUUUUAAAUAAAAAUGAGAAUUAUCAAAAAGAAAGGAAAAGAAUUACAUGAAACAAAGUGACACUGAACACAGCUUUGAAAAAAACAAAACAUUUCAAAUAACACAACCUGUAAAGAGCUUCAUUAAAAGAUUCGAGUUUGGCAAAGAGUUAAAUAGAAUGUAAACAAAUAGUGAGUAGGAUCAAACUUCUCAUAUAUACAUUUUCUAAAAGGGAAACCAAAAAAAUCUGGGUAAUGAAAUGUAAACAAUGUUAAUAAUGUUUGUUAGGAAGAAAAAAAAAAACAA